Molecule: messenger RNA, 1717 nt
Organism: Haemorhous mexicanus (house finch)
Lineage: Eukaryota; Metazoa; Chordata; Aves; Passeriformes; Fringillidae
Gene: SLC30A4
Product: solute carrier family 30 member 4
Exons: 7
Coding region: 258-1634 (458 amino acids)
Biological process (GO): zinc ion transmembrane transport; response to zinc ion
Cellular component (GO): plasma membrane
Molecular function (GO): zinc ion transmembrane transporter activity
Source: RefSeq, a predicted model, not a curated record
GCGGGCGGUGACAGCGCCUCGCGGUGCGGUGCCCGGCGCGGAGGCGGCGCUGUGGGCCGGCGGUGCCGGAGCGCUCCGCGGCGGAGCCCCGCGCCUCUUUCCGUCCAACCUGCGCGGGCCCCGGCGGGGCGAUGUAGGGGACAUGCCCUGACGGGACGACGAGCGAUCGGGGCGCCGCCUGCGAGGGCACAGCUGCGCCAGCGGAGCCGCCCGCGGCGGGUCGGCCGCGCCCGGCGAGGCCCCCGAGCGCCGCCGCUAUGGCUGGGGCCGGGCUCUGGGCGAGCAUCAAGUCCCUGCUAGGGAAGAGCGAGGACCCUCUGUUCCUGAACGACUCCAGUGCCUUUGACUUCUCGGACGAGGUGGGGGAUGAGGACUUCCCCAGGUUUAACAAGCUGCGCGUGGUGGUGGCGGACGACGGCUCGGAGGCGGCCCCGGAGACGCCGGUGAACGGGGCGUCCCCGGGGCUACCGUCCGACGAUGAGUCCCUGCUGGACCGGGACAUCGCCCUGCGCAGCGCCCGGGCCGGCCGGCCGGACCCCUGCAGCGGCUGCAGCAGCCGGCGGGAGCGCUCCAAGCAGAGGAAGGUGAAGAAGCGGCUGACGCUCGCUGCCCUCCUCUACCUCCUCUUCAUGACGGGGGAGCUCAUAGGUGGCUAUGUUGCUAACAGUCUAGCAAUUAUGACAGAUGCACUUCACAUGCUAACUGACCUUAGUGGUAUUAUUUUGACCCUCCUUGCUCUCUGGCUGUCUGCAAAAUCUCCAACAAAGAGGUUCACUUUUGGAUUUCAUCGCUUAGAAGUACUGUCAGCCAUCAUUAGUGUACUGCUGGUCUAUAUCCUUAUGGCAUUCCUGUUGUAUGAGGCUGUUCAGAGAACUAUCCAUAUGGACUAUGAAAUAAAUGGUGAUAUCAUGCUCAUCACAGCAGCCGUCGGUGUUGCUGUUAACUUAAUAAUGGGGUUUUUGCUGAAUCAAUCUGGCCACCUUCACUCCCACUCCCAUUCCCACCCUCACUCUCACGUACCUCAGCCGAGCUCUCCGAGCGCAGCGCAGGGCAGCAGCCACGGGCACUGCAGCCACGGGCACAGCAGCCACGGGCACAGCAGCCACGGGCACAGCAGCCACGGGCACAGCAGCCACGGGCACAGCAGCCUGGCCGUGAGAGCAGCGUUUGUGCACGCCCUGGGCGACCUGGUACAGAGCAUCGGGGUGCUCGUAGCUGCCUACAUCAUCCGAUUUAAGCCAGAAUACAAGAUUGCUGAUCCUAUAUGUACAUACGUAUUUUCCAUACUGGUGGUUUUUACAACAAUUCGAAUUCUGUGUGACACGGGAGUUAUUAUUCUGGAAGGAGUUCCAAGGCACUUAAAUGUGGAUCGCAUCAAGGAAGACUUGAUGAAAAUUGAGGAUGUUUAUUCUAUAGAAGAUUUAAAUGUUUGGUCUCUCACUGCAGGAAAAACAACUGCCAUAGUCCACUUGCAACUAGUUCCUGGUAGUUCAUCUAAAUGGGAGGAUGUUCAGUCCAAGGCCCGGCAGCUGCUGCUGAACACGUUUGGAAUGUACAAGUGCUCUAUCCAGCUUCAGAGUUACAAACAGGAGAUGAGCAAAACCUGCGCGAAUUGUCAGAGUUCCAGUGCCUAAUUUCAUAUCUUUUGGGAACUGCUGCCUUAUUCUUUACCUUGUGUAGUCAAAGACUGAGAGCAAUAAAUGCAAAAUGAAAAUUA